This is a messenger RNA of Protopolystoma xenopodis, 306 nucleotides long. NCBI's taxonomy places the organism in Eukaryota, Metazoa, Platyhelminthes, Monogenea, Polystomatidea, Polystomatidae. The record is from the annotation of a GenBank genome assembly.
UGCCAUCCCCGCCUACGUUUUUGCGUCGGAGCCAAUUGCCCUGUGGUGAUUGCUGCUUUGGAGCUUCCUAAAGCACGUCGAGUUCAAUGCAGUCGCUGCACUGCAGAAUUUUGUUUUGGCUGUGGCGAGGACUACCACGCACCUACCGACUGUGAUAAGAUCCGUCGCUGGUUGGUAAAAUGUCGGGACGACUCUGGUACUGCCAACUACAUGGCAGCACACACCAAAGACUGUCCACAAUGCCAUGUUUGCAUUGAAAAAAAUGGUGGUUGUAAUCACAUGGUGGGGGCUUUUCCAUAUGCUUAA